Vicia villosa (hairy vetch) is the source of this 681-nucleotide messenger RNA. RefSeq lists its product as uncharacterized. NCBI's taxonomy places the organism in Eukaryota, Viridiplantae, Streptophyta, Magnoliopsida, Fabales, Fabaceae. The record is from RefSeq and is a predicted model, not a curated record. The coding region runs from base 1 to 681 and encodes 226 amino acids. The transcript has a single exon.
AUGAAUGGUACUAAUGGCAUUCCGAAUUCUCUUCCACCUCUUGACGGCAAUAAUUGGAUUCGAUGGAAGAAACAAAUGCAAUCCUUGUUUGGCUUCCAUGAAACCCUAGAAGUGGUUACAGGCGGCGUACUUGUGUUGGCUGCAGAUACAACCGAAGCACAAAGAACAAUCCACAACGAAGUCAAGAAGAAAGAUUGCAAGGCUGCGUAUUGCGUUCAGACGGCAGUAGAUUCAGCGAACUUCGACAAGAUUUCUCAUGCUGAAUUGGCGAAGGAGGCAUGGGAUAUUCUGGCGAAGUAUUAUAAAGGAGGUGAGAAAGUCAAGGUUGUCAAGUUGCAGACCUUGCGUCGACAAUAUGAAUUGCUGUCGAUGGGAAAAGACGAAAAGGUUGCAGAGUAUGUGUCGAAGGUGCAGAAACUCGUCCAUCUCAUGAAGAGUUGUGGUGAAACCCUAACAGAUAAGAUGAUAUUUGAGAAGGUAAUGCAUACGUUGACCUCUCACUUUGAUCAUGUUAUCGUAGCUAUUCAAGAAUCCAACAAAGUAGAAGAUCUAAAAUUAGAGAAUCUGGUUGGCUCGUUGGAGGCGCAUGAGAUUAGGAUUGUUGAAAGGAGAAGAGUCAAAAAAGAGGGAGGAGGAAACUAUCGAAAGUACAAAGAAGAUAAAAAAGUUAAAGGUGUGUAG